Messenger RNA from Salmo salar (Atlantic salmon), 2374 nucleotides. RefSeq names its product chromosome 13 C18orf54 homolog (gene c13h18orf54). NCBI's taxonomy places the organism in Eukaryota, Metazoa, Chordata, Actinopteri, Salmoniformes, Salmonidae. The record is from RefSeq and is a predicted model, not a curated record.
CUCAACGUCAAGUGGCUAUAUCGUUAAAAAAAUAAAUAUAUAUAUAUAUAUAUAUUUUGGUCUUAUUUAAUGUUAGGCAUAACGUUAGCAGUGUGGUUUAGCCUAUGCUUAGGUUUAAAAAUCACAUUUUAAGAAGAGAAAUGUAAGAAAUGGGUGGGGUUUCUGACUUUGUGGUAACUAGUGACGGACUGCUUGUUAGCUACGAACCAACUCAACUAGAGGAGCUAGCUAACUAAUGUUUACCGAAUGACUUCCGGCCAAAGUGACGGUAUCUUUUCUCCGGAGUCAACCGUGACCUCCUUGUUGUCUAGUUCCGGACACCUGCGAGGCACCCUGAGGAACAACGAUCUGUCUCUCACCGGUAUCAGAUACCGGGACCGGGACUAUGAAUCGGCUACUGAGGCCCUGGAAGCCUACAUUGCAGACUUUGACAGAAGCCUGAACACUUCUGAAACUUCUACCGGAAGACUGCAGCUCCGGAAAAGGCUGAUAAGUUCUGCUUUGCCCAGAACUGAGUUCAGGAAUAAAGAUGUUCUUAGAGAGAGACUAACAGACAGGGAGCUGGACUUCCUGAAUCUUCCUGUGGGUUCUGGUCACCGUGGAGCCUCAGACUGCAUCAGCCUGACCACCGACGACCUGUUGGUGCUCCCCUGUGAUGGCUCCCUACCCGUGACUCGCACCUCUGCUUUCCUCACCCAGUCUGGGGACUACCCCCUGGGGCAGAGCUCCCACUCUAACUCCUGGUCCUCUAGGAGGCCUAGACCUAACAGUAGCUCUCAUAUUAAACGCUGCCUGCACUACUCUGUCCCUCACAACACUCCUCACAAGCUGUACCAGUCCAGAGCUGGAACUCAAGCAGGGGAAACCCAAAAUACAGAGCCCUUCACAGGCCCUAGAGUGAAGGGGAGCCUGUGGCCCCAGCAUGGUCUCUACCACCAGACCACAGGCCCUUUCUCCCCCCACCGUGACUACCCUCGCUGGCUGACCAGCCAAAAGUCUGAGAUGGAUUUCUCUGGGGUCACCAGCAUUCCUGACCUGAAGUACCCCGCCUGGCUCCAGGAGUGUAACAAUGUUCCCAAAGACAUUCCCACCACUAAUAUAGAGUUGUCAGAGUCUCAUAAAAAGACACAGCAUAGGGGCUGGGGCCCGACCCAGACCUUGCCCCCAUCUCCUAGACCUCCCUCCUGGCUGGGCGAGCUGGAGGCUUCCUAUGAGGAGCUAAAGGAAGGACAGAAGGACAGUAACGGCGGCCAUCUUGAGGAUGUCUCUGGUUCUGAUGAUGACAGGCAACAACUUCUCAGAGGAGAGGCUGAUCACAGGACACUGAGGGAGUUCAGACUACAGUUUGCAGAGCGGCUAGCUUUAGCUGCAGAGGGAGAACGGAGCACUGAUUCCGACAAGCUCUUCGGAGAUGAUAAGAUCGAGAGUUUGAUCUUGAAGGCAGAGAAGGUCCUUAACUCUCCUUCGUUAGGCCUAAACACUAACAGCCAGCUGCAGAACUCACCUUCACUAGACCUGACCAGCCAGCUGCAGAAGGACAUGGGACACAGCCCUGGUGGUUCAGAGGAUGUCCUCGAGGCUGAUCGCUCUUGGGACAACCCUGCCAUCACAUUUAAAUCACCAGUGCCUGUAGGGGGUGCAGAAGACACACUGAUCACCACAGAGCCUCUGAGAGACAGGAAAGACGAGGCUGCCUCAGGCUCAUGUUCGUCGGGCUACAGCAGCAGGAAACACCCUGGUCCGGUGGAGGCCCUCAAACAAAUGCUGUUUAGCCUUCAAACCGUGGAGCAACAAGUCAAUCUGAAGAAUGACACAACAGAAAAGGAAGUAACCUUGGAGAAUGGUUCAACACCAUACCAAACACCAACGUUGGAGGACGCCACAAAACCACUGAUGAUAAAGAUGUCAGAUGACUAUGACGCUGGACUAGGUGGACAAUCAUUAAAGAGGGCCCUGCAUCACCUUGGGAGAUUGAAGAGUCUUGUUGAAGACUCAGCUGGUGUAAAAGCCACAUCUCAGGAAGGGAAAUACUCGUAGGAGACCAGCCAUAUCUUCCUAAGAGAACUUGCAUUGUUGUGUUGGUUACGUGAAAAUGGUUUGAAAAGCAGAAUGUCUAGGUCUUGGAUUUGGACACUGAACAUGAAGGGCCAAACAAGUAAAAUCUGAAUGACAGGGGAAUUUCAGUAUCUUGAUUACUUAAGAACAGCACAAAAUGAUUCCCCCAUUAACUACUCUAAUAGCCGGACGUUUGUAUUGUUUAUAACAGCUUAUAUUUUAUAUCUCAAGUGCACAUAACAUCUAGUGAAUUCAGUAACGCCUUAUAAGCAGUAAGAUCUCACAGAACCUGGUUUAAUAAAGUGUACGAUCACAAUGA